UGAGUCUUUAGAGUCUUUUCGUGUUGAUAAUAGUGCUGGUACUUCUGAAUCUCAGCCUUGAAAAUCACCAUGGAGCAGAAGGAAAAAUUACCCGACUAGUAUCGAACGAAGCGGAUAUGGAAUUGGAAGAAAAACUUAAAAUUCUUAAUAAGCCUUCUGUGAAAUCUAUCAAGACGAAAUUGGGUGACAUAUACGACUGCAUAAACAUUUACAAACAACCAGCUUUUGAUCAUCCACUGCUUAGAAAUCACAAGAUCCAGAUGAAACCAAAUUUGAAUCAGGAAGAGCAAAUCGAUGAACCUAUUUCUAAUAUGGUUCCCAAUGUUGUACGAUCUAAAAUUGAAGGGUGCCCAUCAGAAACUGUUCCAAUCCGAAGAACCACAAAGGAAGAAUUGAUAAAUGCAAAAUUAAUUUCUACCUGGAUUAAGCGUCGUCAUUAUGUAUCAGCUCAACCUGUUGCUGAUACAGUAUAUUAUGGAGGUAGAGCUAAAAUUGCCGUAGCAAAUCCAAGUGUGGGUCCGAACAAGUUUAGCACUGGUCAAAUUUGGAUACAAAAUGGUCCUGCCGAAGAAUUAAAUAGUAUAAAGUUUGGAUGGGCUGUGUAUCCUGAGUUGUUUGGUGACAAUGAGGCUCGAGUAUUUGGUUUGUGGACGGCUGAUGGAUAUAAAGAAACUGGAUGUUACAACAUGCUUUGUCCUGGAUUUGUGCAAGUCCACCCUGAGUUCUCUUUUGGAGAACAUAUUAAUCCUGGUACCUAUGGAGGGGGUCAGCGUACGUUUUAUUUUUCAGUGCAUCAGGACCCAGAAAGUGGAAACUGGUGGUUCAUCAAUGGUGUAGACAAAGCAAAGAUAGGAUACUGGCCAAAAGAAAUCUUUACUCAUUUAGCAAACAAUGCAUCUAUAAUUGGAUAUGGAGGGGUUGCAGGAGCAGAUCUGGGGGAACUCACUCCGCCGAUGGGACAUGGGCACUCUCCAGUUUUUGAUUCUAAGUAUACGUGUUGUAUGCUAAACAUGAAAGUCGCUAACGGUCGUGGAGAUUUUGUGGACUUUGAUACAUCAAAGGUGCAACUGAACCGUGAUACAAGAACUAGUUGUUAUGAUCUUAUUUUUCCCGGUAAAGACCAUUCAAAUGGGAUAAUUAUGUUUUUCGGAGGACCAGGCGGUGAUUGCGGUGAUUGUCUGUAA
Molecule: messenger RNA, 1184 nt
Organism: Papaver somniferum (opium poppy)
Lineage: Eukaryota; Viridiplantae; Streptophyta; Magnoliopsida; Ranunculales; Papaveraceae
Exons: 6
Coding region: 117-1184 (355 amino acids)
Source: RefSeq, a predicted model, not a curated record